Monopterus albus (swamp eel) is the source of this 402-nucleotide messenger RNA. Its product is annotated as tRNA (adenine(58)-N(1))-methyltransferase catalytic subunit TRMT61A-like. The transcript has a single exon. Lineage: Eukaryota; Metazoa; Chordata; Actinopteri; Synbranchiformes; Synbranchidae. Gene Ontology annotation, biological process: tRNA methylation. Gene Ontology annotation, molecular function: tRNA (adenine(58)-N1)-methyltransferase activity. Gene Ontology annotation, cellular component: tRNA (m1A) methyltransferase complex; nucleus. The coding region runs from base 25 to 387 and encodes 120 amino acids. The record is from RefSeq and is a predicted model, not a curated record.
UGUUGCAGAGUGACUGUGCUCAUAAUGAGUUUUGUGGAGUACUCAGACUUCAUUCAGGAUGGGGACGUUGCCAUCGUUUACCUGAACCAUGACUCCAUGAUGCCUGUCAAGGUGCAGCACGGCGCCCAGACGCAGACACGCUACGGGGCAAUUCGCCAUUCCACAGAUCUGAUAGGUCAGCGUUAUGGCUCGAAGGUCACCUGCAGCAAAGGGUGGGUCUAUGUGCUCCACCCCACACCUGAGCUGUGGACAGUCUCCCUGCCACAUCGCACACAGAUCCUCUACACCACAGAUAUCGCCACCGUCACCAUGAUGCUGGAGCUGAAGCCGGGUUCCAUUGUUUGCGAGUCAGGUGAGGGUGGAUUCAUAUUCGUGUCAAUGUAUUAGUAAAGGUGUUUUGAA